Molecule: messenger RNA, 5475 nt
Organism: Mesorhabditis belari
Lineage: Eukaryota; Metazoa; Nematoda; Chromadorea; Rhabditida; Rhabditidae
Source: the annotation of a GenBank genome assembly
AUGCAACGCAAGCGAUAUGUGCUCGCCAAUUCAAACUACUCGAGUACCGAGGAAUGCUCGGGUCCGGCCGGUGUCUUGCCCAUUUAUAUCGGUGAUCGACUGUGUGUAACAGCGACAAAAGAUGGUUGGUGCUAUGGUUAUAAGGUCGACUCUCCAUCGGUUAGCGGUCUUUUUCCGGAAGCUGCUGUCAAGAAUAUUAGUUCACGAUUGAGAUUAUCGGGAUUACUAAAUGGUGCAAUAAAUGGAAACGGAAAGCACACUGAUGACCUGCCAAGUCCAUCUGAGGGAAUUCCAUUAGCAGAAGAAAUCGGAAAAGUUCUUCAAAGUUGGUGGUCGAGAAUAAAGGAUUUGUAUGCGAAGAACACGGAAUUGCAUUGGGUGGAAGAAGUGUUGGGAACAGUGGAUGAUUUAUUGAGGACAAGGAAGAAAUUGUUGGCUGGAGGAGUUCCAUCUGAAGAGAUUGCUCAUCUCAACAACGCCACCAGCUCGAGUAUCGAUAGGGUGAAUAUGCUUCUCUCAUUGAAUGUUGUCAUUCGAAAGACUAAUGGUCAGCCAACAAAUCUAGACGAUUUGAGUCUAAUCGAGCUCUACGAUGAACAUAAAAAGACACAGCUGAAGAUGACGAUUGAUCCGAAUGAUUCCUCAAAAGACCCAACCAAUGAUAUAUUCUCGAUUCUCUUUGAAGUAAAUUCGGUGACGAUCAAGGAAAGAUACGAUUGCGAGUUGAGCUAUCAGAUCUAUGAUCUCUCGAAUUCGACGUUUUUGAGUGAGCCUUUUCGUUUCAUUUGGAAUCACGAGACGCAAAAGCUUCGAGACGCGAAUGUUCGUGCUCUUUUCUAUGAUCUCAAUCAAAAAGAUAAAGAAAGAAGGCUUAUUCUGUUGGCAAGGGUUGCAAGGAUUGCUCCAAUCGAAUCCACAAGUGGCACAUUGAAGAAACAACUCGAACCUGGCCCUCAAUCGUUGUACUGUCGUCAAUUGAUCGCUUUCGAUAUCAUCGACUUGAAGCCGCUUUGCGACAAUAAAGGGGAUAUUCUAGAGAAAAUCGUGUUUUUCAAUCGUGAUGACUCUCUGUUUGAAACGUUGAAAAAGUUGAACGUCUUGGACAGAUUGACAAAUAUCAAGAAUGCGACGAUAAUUCGAGCCGAUGAAGACUGCAAAGCAAUGAUUUCCCUUCAACGCCUAAAUGGAGCAGAAAAGUCGCUGAAAACGAAAUUUCCGCAUGUUUUCGCGAGAUCUCCACCAGCUGCUGUGUUGAGAACUAGUCUCUCAAUGGUGACAAUAAAUGAAACGAUGAGAAACGACUUUUAUCUAACUCUCGUUUGCGCUGAGAUCUAUGGAAAGUUCACCGAUAAAAACAUUGAAUGUCGACUUUCAUUGUUGGAUUGUGAUGCUCAGAUUCUGGAAAAGAGAUUCGAAUUCAUUGAGCCAACAGGGAAUAUGAACACUUCAUCUUAUCAUUCUUAUGUUGUGUUGCAUGAGGAGAAGCCGAAAUGGUUGGAGCCAAUUAAGAUAAAACUACCAGAAAGCAUCAACCUGGAUGUGCAUCUCAGGUUCACAUUCCAUGCACGAAAAGUUUAUGACAAGAACAAGCCCGAGAAAGGACCUGUUGCGAUUGCUUUCCUCAAACUACUCGAUCAAGCAAUUAUGGCCGGUGAUAACGAAUAUGAGCUGCUCGUCUAUAAGGUUGAUUCUCAAAACUACGACGAGAUGAACACUUCCUAUCUCGACUUUCCGGAAAGCAAAGGCUCUUUGGGGAAUAAUGUCAAAAAUCCCCAGAACUCGCACUAUUCUUUGAUGGAGAAAGGCUCAUUCGUGGUGCGAACGCAAUCAUGCACGAAUUUUCUUACUCACGACAAGGAUCUACUCAACAUCUUUAGAUGGAAAGUUGCUCAUCAAUCGAUUUUUGAAGCCUCAUUGGUCGCCUUAACAAAUCGAUCCUAUGAGCGAGCGUCAACACUGGAAGUUGAGCUGAUGAAGAAUAUGGUCACUUUAUUGGAUACAUUUUUUGAAGCGAUGAACGAAAAAGUAGCCCUCAAGUUGUGUCUCUUUGAUGCCCUGGUGGCAGUACUGCGAUUAGCCGACGACCAGCCAAAGCAUUCCUCAUCGAAUGCUUUAAAGAACUACAUUUCGAGAUUCCCAUUCACUACAGUUGCACCCAAACUAAUCGAAGGAGUCAAUCACUAUCUCUCAUCGGCGGACACGAGCAAGAAUGACAAAACGAUGAAUACACUGAAGAUGUUCGGAAUCUUGACACAACUCAUCGUGAAGAGCAAAUUAAGCGCUGAUCAGCUUCAAGAACCAGUGGUUAAUUUCUCGGAAAUGAUCGACUCGAUGCUGGACAGUUUUGUGAGAUUGAUGGGUGAAACAAAGGAGAGAAUGGCUAUGCAAAAUAAAGCGUUGAGACAUUUCCCCGAUGCAAUCCCUUACCUUGUUCAAGUUUUCGACACAGCCAAGUUAACUAGACAACUCGUUCGAAUCAUUGAUGCUUUUGGCCCAAACAUUGUUCAACAAGAAAGACUCCAUUUUGUCGGACAAAUUGUCCAAAGCGAACUCUUCUUGGAUUCAUUCUGGAGAAACGAUCUGUUUGUAAAAUGUAUCGAACAGCUAUUAGCUCGUCUAGAUGUGGAUGAGCUUUUCUGCAAAGAGGCAGCCAAGGCAGCCGUGUCUGCUGGAAGGAUUUUGGGAACAAUUCUUGAUCAACUCUGGCCUCAGCAAAGAGCUCCAAUUGGUAGUGAUGAAGAAUUCGGGACGAUCGUUGAAAACUGCUAUCGGCCACUCGUCAAAUCGAUGGUUCAAAUCUCAAAGACUCAUCGAGAAUCAGAUCAAGAGAUUUCUGACGGUCGAGGUCUUCUUUUUGCUGUGAUUUUGGCUCUCUUCAAUCGAAUGUCGGCUCAAACUUUUGUCGCAUUUCUCGAGGCUAGACCUCAAGAACAGGACAAGAUGGAUCUACUCUUGGAAAUGUUACAAAUGUUGAGAGAUUGCCUCGGAAAAAGCCCAUAUCCCCAGAUUUGGGCACAGAUGACUUUAGCUCAGAACAAAGUUGUUCACAAGACACUUCGCUUCAUCAUGAGCGGCAUCCAGAAGUACUUCACAUCGGAAAAGAUGGUCAAUGAUAUGUAUGAUCUAGCUCAAGAAUACAUUCUGACUGUGGUUUGUUUCAUCAGUCAAGUCGGAGUGAAUCGGAAUGGAGAUGGGAAUGAUGAAGAGGAAUUGGCGGCAGGGUUGAGGAGACAAGCUGCGAAAGAUUUGCGAUCAAUGUGGUUCCGUUUGACUCCCUCCCACAAGAUGCAGUACAUUCCUCGCCUUGUCGGCUCUUUCCUCCAAGUCGCCUUGAUUCCCGAUGAACAAAUUCGUGAAGCCACGAUUCCUAUUUUCUUCGACAUGAUGCAAAGUGAAUAUCAACUCGAUUUAAUGAAAAGCUUCAGCAGGUUCUCCGAUGAAUUCAUUAGUCAACUCGAUCAACUUGUGAUGAAAGAGCACGGGACUCGAUCUUUUCAGAGACACUUUGUCAACUUGAUGAAUCAACUCUGCCAAUCUGACAAAGAGCUUUGGAACGAUGGAGGAAAGGAGUUUGUCGGUCGGAUCAAGAGGCUUUUAGGUCAUCUAUUCGAAUAUCGCUAUGCAAAGGAAUCGGCUGACUGCAUUGAGAUCGAUAUGAGCCGAACCGUGCAAUUGCUGCGUUUCUAUGAACAAUACGACUUGUUCAACUUGCAAAUUGCUUACGUCUACAAACUUUAUGAAUUGCAUAUGCAAUAUGGAAAUGAUAUCGAAGCGGCUAAAGCUUUGCUGAUGCAUGCUGAUAAGUUAUCGUGGGAAGAACGAGAGUUGCCCGAGUUUCUUAUCGGGAACUCGCUCAAUCGUCAUUGUGCAACUGAAAGACAGUUAAAAGAGCAACUCUUGUUGAGUUCUGCUGAUCUUUAUUCAAAAGGCGACAUGUGGGAGAACUCAGUUGCCAUUUUGCGACAACUGCAAGAAAUCUACUACACGGUGGACUACGAUUAUGAGAAGAUGGCCGAACUUUUGGUUCGACAAGCUGAUCUCUUCAAAAAGAUCGACAAAGAACAUCGAGCCUUUUUCUAUUUUUAUUUGGUGGCUUUUUACGGGAAAGGAUAUCCAUCGUUCUUGAACGGAAAAAAGUUUGUUUUUCGAUCGGAUCAAUUGGAAAGACAUCCGGAUUUUUUGCAGCGAAUGAAGCAAAUGUAUGGAAAUCCGGAUACGCAUACGACGAUGGAUGACUGCUCACAUCUAGAGAAUUCAUCUGGACGGCAUUUACAGAUCUUCAAAGUCGAUCCAGUUUGCCCAUCCUACGACUUAGGCCCUACGGUGAACCCGGCAAUCAAGGAGUACUAUCGAAAUUACAAUAUUCAAAAGUUUGAAUACUGUCGAACGCAUCUGGUAAAAGAAAGCAAAUGGACAGAGAUCGAUAACAAUGAAUUGUUGAAGACAUGGGUGACAAAGAGAAUUGUUGCCGUGGCUGAAAGUCUUCCAUCAGUGUUGAGAUUCUCACAAGCGAUCUCUGUCUCUUCACCGAUUGAAAUUUCACCAUUAGCGUUGGCAGUGCAAGGGAUGAGGAACAAGAAUGAGAAGUUGACUGAAUCAGCAAUCAAAGUUCUUCACAAUCCACUGUACUCAACAAGAAACUUUGCCGGUGAUAUUCAGGGAGUUGUACAAGCAGCCGUAAUGGGUGGAGUCAAGAAUUAUGAGGUAUUCUUUGACGAGAAAUGCUCAAAUAUCUAUGAUGCUGAAGAGAAAGGAAUGUGUUUGGAGUUGAGACGAUUGAUCAUCGAUCAGCUUGCCAUUGUCGAGUAUUGUAUCUAUGCACACGGGAAACGCCAAGAAGCCGAUCGAAGCAUUCAUAAUCUUCUCGUUGAAGGCUAUCGUGAGCACAAAGAUUAUGUGGAGAGAAAAUUCGGGAAAGCGAGUUCUUUGCUGCCACAAGGAGCCUCAAUAUAUGAUUGUGCCGCUGAGCCAUUGCCGAAUCCGUCUUUGGGAGAAAAGGAUAAGAAACCGAGUUCAAUGAGUUUGGGAAAUCAAUCUGUGGACGAAGCACCGACAACUUCUCAGCCCUCAUUGAUCACAACUGGAUCAAACACCCUCAAAAAAGGCUUUCAAAAGUUUAUCGGAUCGACUCCAAGGAAAAGUUUCAGUCAGCUAUCGACCACCGUGAUCAAACACAGCGAGAAACCCGUUGAGAUGUUUGAUCGAGUGAUGAAAACAGAUUCGCUAGAAAAUAUUAAGAGAUAUGUGAAGAACAGUCCGAUCACGUCUCCAUUGAGAAAGCACUACAAUAGUCAAUCUUCAUUGGAUGGGGUGAAGUUGCGAACGCCAAUCACACCAAAGUCUCCAAAUUUCCCGCCCGGAACUCCACCACAAUUACCACAGAGAUUGGAUGAAGAGACGCCGAAUAGUACAUUGGAGAGACCGAUGAAGAAGGCGAUGAUGCCAAAGCCGCUUCCGCCCACACCGUCUGAUCUU